Colletotrichum gloeosporioides is the source of this 1128-nucleotide messenger RNA. RefSeq lists its product as uncharacterized. The record is from RefSeq and is a predicted model, not a curated record. Gene Ontology annotation, molecular function: oxidoreductase activity. Gene Ontology annotation, cellular component: mitochondrion. The transcript has a single exon. Lineage: Eukaryota; Fungi; Ascomycota; Sordariomycetes; Glomerellales; Glomerellaceae. Bases 1 to 1128 code for a protein of 375 amino acids.
AUGUCUUCAGCAAACACCAUUGAAAAUCGAGCUGUUAUUCUUCCAGGGGCAGGACAGGACCCAAUUUUUGAAAUACGCGAGAAGCCAGCUGCAAACACAGGAGAUGCAGUCAUAAAAGUCAUUGCUGUCUCUGUUAGAGCCAACUCUCCAAAUGUGUAUCGAAACCCGAGCAGCGGGCAUCCUCUGCCAUUUCCCUUCACCCCUGGAUUUGCGUCCAUUGGCAGAAUUAUCGACAUUGGACCCGACGCAACGAGACUGAAACACGGGCAAUUGGUCUUCUUUGAUCCAUACAUACAGGGCCGGGACCGUGGUGGAAUAUGGAUCUCCGGAAUGAUGGAAGGAUUUGACGAGGGCAGUCGAAAGCUGUCCCGAGGAGAGUGGCGCAACUCUACGUAUGCCGACUACGCGAAGGUUCCUCUGGAGAGUUGCCGCCCCUUAAACGAAGAGAGGCUGUUGGGCAGUAUUAAUCAAGAUGGGCUUGGUUACACAAUGGAAGACUUGACGCAUCUCUUCAGUAUGCUCGUCCCAUUCGGCGGUCUUGCGGACAUCGAUGUCAAGUCUGGAGAUACUGUCAUUGUCGCCCCGGCGACAGGGAGGUAUGGUAGUGCAGCUGUCCACCUCGCCCUCGCUAUGGGCGCACACGUCAUUGCCAUCGGGCGCAAUGGGCCAGUUCUUGAGCAACUUGCGUCCAUCAACGCUCGCGUCUCCACUGUCAAACUCACCAAUAUCGUCGAGCAAGACACCCAAAUGCUCCGCAAGGCUUGUCGGGGGUCAGCUGACGCUUUUUGGGACAUGUCUCCAUCUGGCGCAGCCACUUCUUCUCAUUUCACCAGUUGCAUGAACGUUCUCAGACACGGCGCUAAAGUCAACUUGGAGGGCAGCGUUUUCUCCGGUAUUAACUUUGGCUACAUGGACAUUCUAGGCCGUGGACUUACUAUCAAGGGAACGUGGAUGUGCACUCCGGAGCAGACCGAAAGGCUCAUCAAAAUGGUAGAAACCGGAGUUCUCCCCCUUGGAAGAAAGGCCGGCAUGGGGCCAGUUCAUAAGUUUCGGCUGGAAGAUUGGGAACAAGCGUGGGAUGCCGCGGAAGAGAAAAGAGAACCGGGCGAGAUAGUCAUCAUGCCCUGA